Strongylus vulgaris is the source of this 1506-nucleotide messenger RNA. NCBI's taxonomy places the organism in Eukaryota, Metazoa, Nematoda, Chromadorea, Rhabditida, Strongylidae. The record is from the annotation of a GenBank genome assembly.
AUGGUUGCGCUUCCAGUGGCACCAGUUGUAGUAGUGCCUAUGCUUCCGGUGGCACUACUUGUAGCAGUGGUUGUGCUUUCAGAUGUAUCUGUGGCAAUGGUUGUGCUUCCAGUGACACCAUUUGUAGUGGUGAUAAUGCUUCCAGUGGCACCAUUUGCUGUAGUGAUUACGCUUUCGGUGGCCAUACUAGUAGCAGUGGUUGCGCCUGCAGAUACACUAAUUGGGGUGGUGGUUGUACUUUCAGAUUUACCACUUGUGGAAGUGGUUGUGCUUCCAGGUAUACCACUUGAGGUGGUUGUACUUUCAGAUGUAUCGCUUGUGGUGAUGGUUGUGCUUCCAGUGGCACCACUUGUAGUAGUGAUGGCGCUUCCAGUGGCAAUAGUGGUCGUGCUUCCAGGUUUACCACUUGAGAUAGUGGUUGUGCUUUCAGAUGUAUCACUGGUUGUAAUAGUUGUGCUUCCAGUGAUACCAAUUGUAGCAGUAGCUGUGCUCCGAGUAACAUCACUUGUAGUAUUGAUAAUGCUUCCAGUAACACUAGUUGUAGCAGUGGCCGUGCUUACAGAUACACCAUUUGAGGUAGUAGCUGCGCUUUUAGAUGUAUCACUUGAGGCCAUGGUUGUGCUUCCAAUAACACUUGUAGCAGUGGUCGUGCUUCCAGUGGCAGCACUUGUAGCGGAAACGGUGUUUACAGAUGUACUUAAAGCAAGGCUUGUUGUUUCAGUAGUAACUGUUGUAAUAGCUGCUGUGAGUCCUGUUGUAAUAGCACUAAAUGUGCUUCCACUGAUUAAAGGCGUCGCAGUUGAUGUAUUUACCGUCAUAUCACUUGUAGGUGUCGAUGUGCCUUUAGAAAAUCUAGUCGUAAUUGCUGAUGUAUUUCUUGUUACAUCUGUUAUAAGAGUGGAUGCGCUUUUUGAAGUGCCAAUUGUAGCAGCGGAGGAAUCAGAGGUAUAUGAUGACGUUGUUCUGACAGAAGUCGGUAUGACGGUUGAUGCGACUGCAGGACUUGUGUUAAUCGAGGAACUUGGUGUCUUUAUUUUAGGAGUAAGCGUAGCUGACGAUGGUGCAUUAGUAGUCGAAGGAAGUUUUGAUGGCAACAUUGUACUUGUAGAAACCUGCGAAUCUGUGGUUGUGAUGGCAAUCGUAGGAUAUGUAAGAGGUGCAGUGGUCUUGCUCGAAGAAGCUCCUCCACUGGUAGAUGACAAGGAAGCAGAUGGAGAUACGCCCUUCGAAGUGGAUGCUAAUGUGGUAUGCUGUGGCUGCGUGCCAGUGGUUUUUGUUGUAGGAGAUGACAUCGAGGAAACGGUUCUAGUUGAUAGAGGAAAAGCAGUAGGUUUAUUUGAUGAAUAUAUGGAUGAGGAUAGAAUAGCUUGCGUAGUUCGCAGCUGCACGGUGCUACCGAUUUUUGCACUAGAUUUGGAAACUGGUGCUGUUGUGGAUAUACUCGAUCGCGGUGAAACACUUGAACUUGAAGGACGAAUUUUUGUGGUUGAUGCUGUUGAUGUGUGA